GUGACUGCUUGCACAACCAAUCUGCUUCACGAGUCGCCAUGGGCUCCCACGACCCACCACGCGACUCGCCUCGUCAUUCACUCCUGAAAUACCCCACGCAGCCGCCGUAGUCGAGAACUGUCGCCUUGUCCUUCUCGCGCGACUAGCUUGCCCUCUCCGUCCCCUCGCCGUUCCUACCCCUCGCCGUCCCUCUCUCGCCUUACUCUCCUCCCCUUCAACCUCUGCAGCUCGCUCGUGCUCGCACCAGUGGCUGACGCCUUUCCCCGCGAGCAACGUCCAGCAUGUGGGGCAUCGAGUGGACGCUCAGCCGCGUGCUCAACCUCGUCGUGCCGCCGCUGGGCCUGCUGCUGCUGCUCGCAUGGGCGCCCGUGCUCUUCGCGCUCAACUACGUCGUCCGCCUCUGGCGCUCCUUCUUCUCCUGGACUGCCGCGCGGGAUAAGACCGUGCUCAUCACGGGAGCAUCAUCGGGCAUCGGCGAGCAAAUCGCGUAUGAGUUUGCCCGCCGCGGGUCCCGCCUGGUGCUGUGCGCGCAGCGAGAGGGGCGGCUGGCCGAGGUGGCGCGGCGGUGCGGCAACAUGGGCGCGGAGGCCGUGAGGACCGUGGAGGGGGACGUGGCGAAGGAGGAGGACUGCCGCCGCAUGGUGGACGCCGCCAUCUCUCACUUCCGAACCUUGGAUUAUCUCGUGUGCAACGCGGGCAUUGGCCAUACCUUCCUCUUCAAAGAUGCUCAGAGCAUAGAGGCCAUGAGGCAAGUUAUGGACGUGGAUUUUUUUGGCAGUAUGUGGAUAACGCUGCAUGCCCUGCCUUACCUGCGAAGGGCUCGAGGUCAGAUCCUUGUGAAUGCGUCAAUUGGCGCCUUCCUGCCCAUGCCUCGCUUCAGCAUCUAUAAUGCUGCCAAGGCAGGGUUGACUCAAUUCUUUGAUACACUACGUGCGGAACCAGUUGGGGUAGAUGUGGGCAUCACAAUUGGAUUUCCUGGUGCUACCGCAUCUGAGCUAACGGCAGGGAAGACGCUGGAUGAGCUAGGUCGAUUGGUGGUGGACCAGGAGAGACGCGAUCUGUUACUUGGCCCUCAGCCCAUGCUGCGUACUUCUACAGUCGCGAAGGCACUGGUUGAUGGAGCAUGUUGUGGAGCCCGUUAUGUCCUCAUUCCUACCUGGUUUUCAGCUGCAUUGCUGUUUCGCUUGUUUGCACCAGAAGCUUUGGAAUUGACCCUACGGAUGAUGAUGCUGCCCCUGAUGAAAGGAACUACCCCACCAGCAAAAUAUUUGAUGGAUGCAGUGAAGGGUCGAGAGGUCUUUUAUCAUCCUCCUGCAACCAGUCAGGAGAAAGCUGAGACUGCUGUGUACAGGACAGGAGAGAACCGGAAGUGAAGUUGUUAUGGCGUUGUUGAAGUAAUAGCGAAUUUGACUACUUCCUUGUUGGGCUGAGAAAAGCCCUUAGGAUCUUUUCAGAGACUAAGUCCCAGUUGUACAAGAUACUUGAGUAGUGCAGCGGAAGUUGAGUAGUUGAA
Closterium sp. NIES-67 is the source of this 1513-nucleotide messenger RNA. NCBI's taxonomy places the organism in Eukaryota, Viridiplantae, Streptophyta, Zygnematophyceae, Desmidiales, Closteriaceae. The record is from the annotation of a GenBank genome assembly.